Messenger RNA from Drosophila gunungcola (fruit fly), 7669 nucleotides. RefSeq names its product helicase domino (gene Spt20). The transcript has 9 exons. The record is from RefSeq and is a predicted model, not a curated record. Gene Ontology annotation, biological process: regulation of transcription by RNA polymerase II. The coding region runs from base 602 to 6358 and encodes 1918 amino acids. Gene Ontology annotation, molecular function: transcription coregulator activity. Gene Ontology annotation, cellular component: SAGA complex. Lineage: Eukaryota; Metazoa; Arthropoda; Insecta; Diptera; Drosophilidae.
UGUUGGCAUUCGCACGGCACGAAUCGUACAGUACAUUUACAUUGCAAAAAAGCAUAAAACAAAGUUUUAAAACAAUUAAAAGCGAGCAAUCCUCGGCGUAUUAUUAAAGAAGCAGCCCAGCGUUCGCCCCGUAAUCGCAGCAGAACGAGCAGCCCUGCGUUUUAACGGAAUAGCAGCGCCAAAAAAGAGGGUCGACGGCAGAGGGGCGCAGAGAGAAAAUGUCACGCAAAGCAGCAGCAGUGGAAGUGGAAAAAGAGUGAAGAAACGAGCAGAAUUUCCGUUCGAUCCUCGCAGUGCGCGGGAGCAGUGCGUCCACGUCCAGCCGGGGCAAGGAUACCCUCGUCCCGAUCCCGAUGCGGCACGGCCGAGUGAGUGUGGCGAAAGUAACCGAUGGGCAGCAGCCAAGAGCAGCGAAAGUAGGAGACGACGACAACAACAACGGAGCCCUGCGUCUGCAGUCCUGAAAAAAAAAAACGCACGGGCACACAAUAACAAAUGCCGCCGAUCCUGGCCAGGAUUGCUGACAAACUGACGCUUGGAUGUCGUCGGUAAUUGGGUGCGCCAUCCUCCGUCGGGAAUCCCCUAGCAAUCCGCUGGCACCAUGCAAAGCCUGGACUCCUCAUGCCAAGAAGCCGACUUUAUCAUAAAUGACACGCUCAAGAAGUUAAAGGGCUCCAGCACCGCGGACCAUGUCCAGGGACUAGCGGUCCUCGCCCACGGAUCGGGCGUCCACCAGACGCAAUUUGUCCAGUACCAGGCCGCGUCCUCGCCGCAACUGCAGCCCCAGCAGACGUACCACCAGCAGCUGCAUCCUGUCCUCCAACAGCAGCAGCAGCAGCAGUUCGCCUCGUCGAGCAGCAAGUCGUAUUUGGAGACCAGCCUGCUGCAGGCCAUACCCCAGAUUCCUGCCCAGCCGCCCAUCUGCAUCUUCGAUGACGACGAGUCCCCCACCGAGGGCACUGGCGGCUCGCUGGGCGGCCUGCUCACGGAGCCCACCUCGGCCACGCCCAGUGGCCUGCCCACGGCCAUCGCUCCGUCGCCCUCCUCGUGCUCAUCCUCCACCACGACGCUGUCGAACUUCAACUCCAUCACGUCGCCCUCGCCGGUGGUGCCCGAUCUGCUGCUCUCCACUCCGCCGGGCGUCAACUCCAGUCUAAGCAAUAGCUCGACGGGAGCGGCCAGUGUGUCGUCCAGCAAGAAGUCCGAGAAGCGGCCACCAUCCGCCAACUCAACGGCCAGUGGCGGCGGCGGCAGCGGCGGUGGUGGCCACCACCUGCACCAUCAUCACCUCCACCAGACGCACAAUCACCAUGUCCUGGCCUCGCCCACGUCGUCGCCCAACAAGCGCCAGAAGUCGAACAACAACAACAGCAGUAGCAAGGAGUGCAGCUCCUCUAGUCGCAGCUCAGCUUUACCCGCCUCCAACAACAGCAACAGCAAGCCGCCCUCCUCCUCCUCGUCCUCCUCCGUCUGCCAGUCGGGCACCAGCAAGUUCUUCAAUCUGCACGAGAAAAUCAAGGAUCUGUAUCUACAACUGCUGAGCAACGACCUCAACUACUUUGCCGAGACAGGGCUAAAGCAACGCACCCGCUCCUUCACGCUGGAGCGGCUGGUGGAGCGAGAGAAGCUCAACACGAUUGUGGUCAACCUGUAUCCCGGCAACAAGGGAUACUCGCUGGCCCUGCACUAUGACGAGCACCUGCUGCUGAACCCGCAAACGAACGAAUGGUCCGCCACCGACAAAGACGAUGCCACAGGCGAGGCUGCGGGAUUGGGAGCAGGACCUGGGAAUCAUCGGAACCGCCCCAAACCCACAAUGGACGAGAGCCACUCGGCCAAGACGGAGACGGGACAGGCCAAACACGACUUUGGGCUGGUGGAGGUGCUCCGGUGGCCCUACGAAAACGAUCUGCUGCUGCAGUGCAUCGAUCGGGAGAUGCUGCCGGAGUUUCUGAUGGAUCUGCUCGGAGCCGAGACGGUCAGUUUGUCGGACGGAGAGGGAACACGGGUGUACGCCAAGCCGAGCGUCUUCUACGCGGGCUGCGUGAUCGCCCAGAUCCGCGACUUCCGCCAGACAUUUGCCACCUCAACGAAUAUCUGUGAUAUGAAGCACAUCCUGCUCAGGCCCACGAACGCCACCCUUUUCGCGGAAGUGCAGCAAAUGGGCGGCCAGCUGCCGGCCGAGGACAAGCUCGCCCUGGAGAGCCAGCUGGUGUUGGCCACGGCGGAGCCGCUGUGCCUGGAGCCGGAUCCCAGCAUAGGGAGGCAGGCCAUCAAUGCCCAGCACCAGCGCCAGCUCUUCAACUCCCACGAGCUGCGGCGCCAGAUGAAGAAGUUCACCCAGACGGCCAUCAAUCGCAAGCGCAAGCUGGACCAGUUCACCCACCAUCAUGGCCUGGAAUUGUGCGAUUAUUUGGCCCGCCUGCGCCAGCGACCGCGGACGGGGAGCAGCAGUGGCGGCGGCAACGCCACACCGGCCACGGCGCCCACCAACAAUCCGCUGGUGGGGGCCAUGCUCUCGUCGUUCACCUCCAAGGUGCCGCGGCGACCGCACGAGGUCAUCCGGCCCAUUCGUCCGCCCACCCUGGAGUAUCCCGCCAACCUGAAGGUGCCCGAGCACGUGAUCGGGGUGGAGAAGUAUGCCAAGGCCUUCGAGCCUCUCAACGAGUUCAGCGAGGCCUGCAAGGAGGGCUGCCAGCCCAACUGCCGGCACAACUUCCAGCCGCAGCUCAUCGAGGAGUACGUGCUGGAGACGGAGCGCGAGGCGAGCGAAGGUCGGCGGGCGCUGUACCACAUCAAGCUGUCCAUCUUCCAGCGCCCCUCCGACGCAGAGUACCUUGGCGAGCUGUACGUGGACCGCGAUUACCGCGAGGGCGAGCGCAACGGCGAGUCGUGCCGCUUUGCGCUGGGCACUCGGGUGCAUGCCAAUCGAUACAUUCAGCAGUUCCGCGAGAUCUUCACCGAGGAGGGGCGUAAGGCGGUCAAAAUCACGCAUUUGAUACCCGGGCAUGUGCCGAUCGUCACCCACACGGGAUUGACGAACGAGCAGCGGAUUCUGUUGCAGCAACAGCAGCAGCAGCAACAACAGCAGCAGCGGCAGGAGAGACAACAGCAAACGCAGCAGAUUAUUGGAAUGGGUCAACAGCAACAGUCUACUCUCGAGACCCAGUUGCAACAGCAGCAGCAACAGCAGCAGCCAAAUCCGAAUCAAAAGUUGCCACAACAACCGCAGCAACAGCAACAGCAGCCACAACAACAAGCGCAACAGCAGCUAUCCGCUACAGUGCAUCAUGUUGCGCUGCCGCGACAACAAAUAACUCAAAAGACUCUCAAUUUGGCCGGAAGUAAUGUUAUUAAUGUACAGCAAAACUUUCGCCAGCAACCGGCGCAGCAACAGCAGCAGCAGCAAACCUACACAAUCGAGGCACCGCCGCAGCAAGUCGCAACGCAGAUUGUCCCGCAACAACAGCAACAGCAGCAGCAGCAAACACAACAACACAUUCAUCUUCAGCAGUUGGCCACCGGCAGCAAUUCCUCCACAACAACUCAUCAAGUUAGCCUGAGCAAUGGUUCCCUGGUCCUUGUGCAACAGCAGCAGCCGCAGCAGCAGUCGCAACAACUGGCCCAGGCCCUGCAACACUCGGGCAUAACCAUUCAGCCCGCCACCAUUCAGCAGCAGCAGGUGAAGGGCACAUCGGUGGUGGGGGCCAAUUCGGCGUUGCGUGCUCAGCUGAACUCUAAUGUGCCAAUUCUGCAAACGCAACUGAAAGUUCAGCAGCAACAAAUAAUGCAGAAGCAACAUCAACAGCAACAACAGCAAACUGCCACUAGUAACAACAACAACAAUAAUAACAAUAUGAACAACAAUACGGCCAUACAUCCGAAUCCCGCAAUAAACGCCAUAGUCAACAGCAUUAUGAACUCUGCCAACCAGUACCAACAGCAGCAGCAGCAGCAACAGCAACAGCAGCAGCAACAGCAGCAUCAACAACAUCAACAACAAACUGGGAACACGCCAAGUAACAACAAUGUUGCAGUGCCCGGCGGCAGCAACAACAACAAUGGGGGCAACACCAACGCCACAACACUCAAAAACUCCAGCAACGCAUCAAUUCUAAACCUGCUCAACAGUGCUCCCGCUGCCAUGACCAGCACACCAGUGGCCAGCGGAACGUUUACCACCUCGACUGGUCAGCAACAACCACAGACGCUGACGCUAGUGCAGCACCAGCAACAGUCCACCCCGGCCACUGCGGAUGCGGCCACAGCUACCUAUGUGCAGACCACCCGUGGCACGCCCACGCUGGUGAGUACCCAGCGGAAGCAGCAGUCCAGUGAGGUGCUGCAAAACUUGCUAAACGCCAAUCGCAAGAUCGGCGGUGGAGGUACCACCACGACAACGUUUCGAACAAACUCCGCGGGCAAUUUGAUAGCCGUGAACCUCAACCAAGCGGGCCAGGCGCACCACCAACAGGUGGGAGACGGUAGCCAAACGGUGAGGGUGUCCAUGUCGGCACUCGCCUCGCAGUUGGCCUCGCCGCCGGCGGUGAUGACGAACCCCACCACCAGUUACACAGUGAUCUCGUCGGGCAACAGUGCUGCGGCUGCAGCAGCCUGGAUCCAGAGUCCAACGGGACUGAGUCAGCAAAAGCAACAACAAGUGCAGCAGCGCAUUCUGAGCUCGCUGAGGAGGGACAGCACCACGGCACCGCCGAACGCGAUUGUGGUGGGCAUGGCGGCUCCAUCUCCCGGCAGUGAUUCGAACGCCUCGAAUGCCAGUGGCUUUGCGGUGCCCAACAAUCUGGCGUCCACCUCGAGUGGCGGCGGCGGCGGUGGAGGAGCCCUUUCCGCCCUGCUGACCAACGCGGCCACGCCCUCGCCAUCGGGCUCGGACCAUUCGCAGUCGUCGCAGACGCACCAGAACCAAGCUCUGCUGGAGCGCCUCAGCAAUGUGACCUCCAACGUGUCCGCCGUUUCCAUGCCGCACAUGUCGCCGCAGCAGCCGCCGCCAACGCAGCAGUUCAUUACCAAAACCAUCGUUCACUCGCCCGCCACCUCCUCGAUACACUCGCCCAUGUCUAGUCCGCAUCCGCAGCCGUCUGCCUCGCCCCAGCAGCAACAGCAGCAACAGCAGCAGCAGCAGCAACAACAGACCACCGCCACCCUCAAUCUGCAGGGCAUCAAUCUGUCGCAGCUGCAGGGCGCCAUGGCCAACUUUGCCGGCCUGCAGAAUGUGCAGGUGCAGAUACCCGGAUUCACGCAGCCCAUUUCGCUGCAGUUCUCCGGCAACAGUUUGCAGCAGCAGCAGGCGGGGAAUGCGGCGACGGGAGCGGGCACGGCACAGGGCCAGCAGCGGAGUGUGCUGGUCUCGGUGCCGGUCUCCAGCCAGCAACAGCAACUGCCACACACCAUAACGCUGCAGACGCAGUCGGGGCCGCAUCACCAUCAACAGCAGCAUCAGCAGGCACAGCAGCAACAUGCUCCGCCAACGGGCACCAUUGUGAGCCUGCCCCCGACGGGAGCCGGCAACCAGACGGUGGUCAUCACGAACAACGCCGGCGGAGGAGUCUCGGCGGGUGGCAGCAGUGGUGGCAAUGCGGGAGGAGGUGGUGGAGCAGGCGCCACCACGACCAUGCUGACCCUACCCAUUGCUCAAAUAGUCGGUGCCGGUGUACAGAAACUAAAUCCUCAAACAAUACGUACCUCAAGUGUUGGUGGUGGUCUAGGUAUCGCCCAGCAGACAGUCCAGCAGCAGCAACAGCAGACGCUCCAGGCGCAAUCGGGCGGCGGCGGCGGCAGCACGGCGGCCAUCCAGCUGUUGGGCACCAUCCAGCCGCGCUCCCGCAACGUCCAGGUGGUGGGCACCAAGCAAUUGGCCAGCCGGCAGCUCAUCGCCACCCAGCGGCAAAUAGGUGGCUCCACGCUCAAGAUAGCCACCGCUCCUGUGAACGCCGCAAAUGUGGUGACCAGCAGCGCGAGCUUAAACUCUGCUCCCAUUGUGAUGUCUGGCCAGAAGCUGCAACUAAAAACGGUGAAGGCUCCCGUGCAGCAGCAGCAGCAGCAACAGCAGCUGCAGCAACAACACCGAAUACUCAACCAGCAGAGCACCGCCACGGUCUCGUCGCAGACACUGCCCAGUCCAAGCCAAGUGCAGGUUCAAGUGCCGCAGCAGCAGCAACAGCUGCAACACAUUCAGAUCGCCGGUCGGGCCACCACCGCCUCGGGGGCCAUCAGUCAACGGACACUGACGGCCCUGGCGGCGGCCAAGCAGCAGCAACAGCAGCAGCAGCAACAACAGCAGCAGCAACAACAGGCUGCGGUCAAUCGAAGGCGCUCCACCACCGAUGCAACCAAGUAGAGCAUUAUGUGGAUGUGCUGGCAACCAGAGGACUGAGAGAUGAAGCAUUAGAGCGAACAAUUAACAGGCUACGCGUUGUGUAUUGCUUGAUAUUAUAGUUUAUGGUUACCUCCUAACUAUCAUUACUAUCGUACAUUGUAUACCCAUAUAACUAUAUAUGUUUUGGUGUGUAAUCGUAAGUGUGAAUUGCAUGGGCAACGGCAGCUCAUAGUUGUGCAACCUAGUUAGGAGCUGGAGCCUGGACACGCUUGUGUUAAUUGUGUCACCCCGCCCCCCGUUGGCAGAAACGAAUUAGGUGUAGAGGUCUUAAUAAUAUUUAUCUAGUUGUAUAUACGCAUAUAUAUAUAUUACACAUAUAUAUAUAUGGAAAUUGUUUCAAUAUGUCCUGCGCCCGAUCGCCAUUUAAACUACACAAGAGAACACCUAUCAGUUUGGCUCCCAACUCCAAUUCGUUAUGUCCUAAGACUAGCUCUUUAAGCGUGCUAAUUUUAAGCUGUAAAUCAGGGGAGUUGCCGAAAACAAAAGGAAAGCAAUAAUAUGAGGAGGAAAAAUCAAGAGAACACGUAAAUUAAUUGUAAAGAAAUUCUAAUUAUUACGAUUACGGUUACGAUUACGUUUAGCUACGAGAGCAUGUGAACCGAAGUAGGGGUUCGUUUUAGCAAUUACAAAUAUUCAUAUUGUACUAUUAAAAUUAUUAUUGCUAAUUAUUUAAUCGAUUGCUUAGCUUAAGUUCACAAAAGAAGAGAAAACACACAUUUUAGUUUGUAAUGUACAAUUCGUAGCCUCAACCAAUUUAGUACUUCCAAUUGCAGAAUUAUUAAAAACGAAAAGCAAAACAAAAUACACAAGAAGUCAACACUUAUUUAAACAAUUUAUUUGUAAUAGCGCAAUGUACAAUGAAACUAGAGGCAGGAGCAGCUGAAAGAAUGUGUGUGAAGGAAGUUGCAAGUGCGAGUGCGAGUGCGAGUCGAGUAAUGUGUAAAAAGUAACGCUUUGACUAAACAAAUUUGUUUCUCAACUAAGCCAGUUUUUUGUAGAUGGAAAUUAUUUAUUUAAGUAACGAUUUUAUUUAUGUUACUACUCUGCUGUAAUUGUUUAGCAUUGUUUGAUUCAGCUGUACAACACUAAAACCUAAACCUCUUCAUAAAGCUGCAAGAAAACAAAACACAAAUUAACCUCACCUUAACACCAUUACAACCCGUAUUCCCUGCCGUACCCAACACACUCAAGCAUAAAUUACUCAAUGUUAAUAUUAAAUAAUAAAUGUGAUUUAAGAAGAAUAAACGAAAAAGAAACAUGGUACUACGUAAA